This is a messenger RNA of Ostrinia furnacalis (Asian corn borer), 342 nucleotides long. Its product is annotated as chitin-binding lectin 1-like. Bases 1 to 333 code for a protein of 110 amino acids. The record is from RefSeq and is a predicted model, not a curated record. Lineage: Eukaryota; Metazoa; Arthropoda; Insecta; Lepidoptera; Crambidae. The transcript has 3 exons.
AUGAAACUGGUGCAACAAGACUGUUCGUCGCAGACGCACGUAUCAGCGCGCCCGCCGCAGCCCGUCACCACGACCUACCCCGUGCAGCCAGUGGUCCGGGACAGCGCGAGCGCGAUGGCGAAGCUGUGUCGCCAGCUUCCCGCGCCGACGCCCGUCUACCCGGCAGCGUCGUCGCCCGACCCCGCGCGAGCGCACCACGCGCCGCCCUCGCUGCCCCCGCGGCCCCCGCCGCCCCCGCCGGUCCCAACGGCCCCCCCGGCUCCAGGCAAGACGCCCGCGCCACCCGCCGCCGUCAUACCGAGGAUCGAAGUAGACAUGGUGGAUGCCAGAUAGAUUUACGUA